CCUCUGCAUCGCUGUGCAACUGUGCAUGCCGUCUCUCUCUCUGUCUCUCACUCUAAUCCGAAACACAACCACCCGUGAGUCCGUCACCGCUCCUGCUCCCAGUAGUCCAGUACUCUCGCUCCACUCUCCUCGCCGAGUCGCCGUCGCCGCCUCGGCCAGCUUCGGAUUGGGUUCCAGCACCGGGGCGGAUAAUCUGCUGCUGCUGCUGCUGCUGCAAGGUCUCGAAUACCCAGACUUCGAGAGAUGGCAACAACUACCGUCACCACACCAAUUCUCUGCAACCUCAGCGCCAAGCCACGCGACACCCUGCGCCUGCCGACGACGCGUUCGCCGAACGACGGCACGAGGCGAACGACGCUCCACCUGAGCUCGUCAAGAGCCCGCGGCGACUUGAUCCGCGCCGCCGCCGCCGUCUACACGGUGAAGCUCAUCGGGCCGGAGGGGCAGGAGAGCGUGAUCAAGGUGCCGGAGGACACCUACAUCCUGGACGCGGCCGAGGAAGCCGGCGUCGACCUGCCCUACUCGUGCCGCGCCGGCGCGUGCUCCACCUGCGCCGGCAAGGUCGUCGAGGGCGGCGUCGACCAGUCGGACCAGUCGUUCCUCGACGACGCCCAGGUCGGCGCCGGCUACGUGCUCACCUGCGUCGCGUACCCGACCGCCAACAGCGUCAUCCAGACGCACAAGGAGGCAGACCUGUAUUAGUUAGCUAGCUGCGUUGCACUUGAUGAUUUGAUCCAUCACUUUCGAUGCAAUCUUGACACUGUGGUUUGCACAUGCACUUGCCGUUGAAACUAGCCAGAAUUUAUCGUCAUCUUCCACUUGGAUUGAGUUAAGUGUACGUUCUUGUCUCUGCAUUGUUCUCAAUGGAUAUCUCGGAAUCUGUCAA
Oryza sativa Japonica Group (Japanese rice) is the source of this 886-nucleotide messenger RNA. RefSeq lists its product as uncharacterized. NCBI's taxonomy places the organism in Eukaryota, Viridiplantae, Streptophyta, Magnoliopsida, Poales, Poaceae. The record is from RefSeq and is a predicted model, not a curated record. Gene Ontology annotation, molecular function: electron transfer activity; 2 iron, 2 sulfur cluster binding. Gene Ontology annotation, biological process: electron transport chain.